This is a messenger RNA of Knipowitschia caucasica, 258 nucleotides long. The record is from the annotation of a GenBank genome assembly. Lineage: Eukaryota; Metazoa; Chordata; Actinopteri; Gobiiformes; Gobiidae.
AUGUUUGGUGCAAGACAGACGUGUUGUUGCAGCAACUUUGGCGCAGCAGACGUGUUGUCGCAGCAGGCUAGUGUUGGUUGCAGCGACGUUUGUUGGCAGUGGGAAGGGUCGCGGACGGAGUGUUUGUCGCAGCAGAGGUUGUUGUCGCUGCAGACGUGUUGUCGCAGCAGACGUGGGUUGCUGCAGAGACGAGGGUUGUCGCAGCACGUGUUGUCGCAGCGACAACGUGUUGUCGAUGCAGACUGUUUUUUUGCUUAG